Messenger RNA from Letharia columbiana, 192 nucleotides. RefSeq lists its product as uncharacterized. The record is from RefSeq and is a predicted model, not a curated record. The coding region runs from base 1 to 192 and encodes 63 amino acids. NCBI's taxonomy places the organism in Eukaryota, Fungi, Ascomycota, Lecanoromycetes, Lecanorales, Parmeliaceae. The transcript has a single exon.
AUGCGUCGCAUGGGAUUCGAACCUGAGCCCUUGCCAACACCGCUGCCAGAAGAUUACCCCAACAACACCUUGCUGUACCGAGACCUCUGCUCUAGCGUCUGGAAGCUCCGACGGAAGGAUUUACCGAUGUACCCACACUCGCUCGUUACAGCUGCCAGUGGUAUUCCACCCUCUCGCGGUGAUCCGCCUUGA